AUGGCUUCCUCAAAAACCUGUUUCGUAACCAUAGGCGCCACCGCAUCCUUCGCCGCCCUCAUCAAAGCCGUCUUAUCGCCUCGCUUCCUUACGGCAUUAAAAGAACAAAGGUAUGAUGAACUUCUUGUGCAGUACGGACAGGAUGGCAAGGAGCUGUUUGAGACGGCUGUGAAGGGUGUGCAGAGUGUGGGCGGCAUCAAGAUCCAUGGUUUUGGGAUCGAUGAGAAUGGGUUGGGGCGGUAUAUGAGACAGGCGAGGGGGAAGGAUGGGCAGGAGGGUGUGGUUGUUGCUCAUGCUGGUUCCGGUACAAUCCUCGAAGCUCUACGCAUCCAAGUCCCACUGAUCGUUGUCCCCAACUCCGACCUCCUCGACAACCACCAAGUCGAGCUCGCCGAGGCACUCUCAGAACAAGAAUACGUCGUUCACGGACAUCUCGACAAUCUACCAAAGGCACUGCAAGACGCAGAGCAAUUGAGGACACGACAAAAGCAGUGGCCGCCACCGAACAGUGGGGUGCACAGACAGAGCAAAUCGCAAGGCUUGAAAGGCGUGUUGGACGAGGAGAUGGGUUUCUUGGACUAG
This is a messenger RNA of Recurvomyces mirabilis, 582 nucleotides long. It is a transcript of the gene ALG13, whose product is annotated as N-acetylglucosaminyldiphosphodolichol N-acetylglucosaminyltransferase catalytic subunit alg13. The transcript has 2 exons. NCBI's taxonomy places the organism in Eukaryota, Fungi, Ascomycota, Dothideomycetes, Mycosphaerellales, Teratosphaeriaceae. The record is from RefSeq and is a predicted model, not a curated record. Gene Ontology annotation, biological process: dolichol-linked oligosaccharide biosynthetic process. Gene Ontology annotation, cellular component: UDP-N-acetylglucosamine transferase complex. Bases 1 to 582 code for a protein of 193 amino acids. Gene Ontology annotation, molecular function: hexosyltransferase activity.